Molecule: messenger RNA, 1218 nt
Organism: Striga hermonthica
Lineage: Eukaryota; Viridiplantae; Streptophyta; Magnoliopsida; Lamiales; Orobanchaceae
Source: the annotation of a GenBank genome assembly
AUGAAAAGAACAAAGUACUUCAACACCAUGCCGGAGGUGCCCGACCUCUGGCCCAUCCGUAAAGCCCUCACUCUAUCCGACGUUGACAUCACCCACCCCUUCCUCACGCUGCCACGUCAGCAGGUGGAGACCCACAUUGUAAUGCACAUGACUCCCCAGCAGAAGGCGCACCUCCAAGCCGAGGGCCAGGCUGGCCUUGAUGCCUACGACGACGACACAGGUGACGCCUAUGCCAUGAAGCUCAAGUGGCGCGGGAGCUACUAUAACCUCAUCGGCAAAUGGGGAAAGAUUGUCCGCGGCAAGGGCCUCGACGUGGGCCAGGAGAUUCGCCUCCGCUGGUUCAACUCCUGCCUCUACUUUUCCGUCUCCCAGCAGCGCCUGGCCGGCCCUCCUCCUCCUCCUCCUCCUCCUCCCCCACUUGCUCUACCGGCGCCACCUGUCCCCAUCCCGCCCCUGCGGAUGAUCCCAGCUGCCCCCCCACCCAUAAUCUACGACCACUGGCCCAUCCGGAAGGUCCUGACCUCGUCUGACGUGGACCCCACCCACCCGUUCCUCCCCUUGCCCCGUAAAUCGGUCGAGGAUCACAUUCUCGUGCAGUGGGCCCCACAGGAGAGGGAGAGGCUACGGAAGGAGGAGCACGUGUGCAUAAAUGCACGGGACUACGACACGGGGGACACGCACGAGAUGAAGCUGAGGUGGCACGGGAACUACUACAACCUCAUCGGGAAGUGGGGGAACAUAGUCCGGCACAGGGGACUCGUAGUCGGGCAGGAGAUUCGGCUGCGGUGGAUGAACGGCUGCCUCUACCUCUCGGCAGCAGAUGUAGGUUGCAACGAUCCGGGCGGGGACAGCUGGCCUGUUCGGAAGGCCCUCACACUGUCUGAUGUGGAUAUCAACCACCCGUUCUUGACUCUGCCUGGAAAAGCAGUCGAAGAUCACAUUCUGUUCUACUGGAGCCACCAGGCGAGGGAGCAGCUGAGAAAUGAUAGGCAGGUGGGCUUGAAUGCACAGGAUGGUGAUACAGGGGAGUUGUAUGUGAUGAAGCUUAAGUGGAGGGGAAGUUAUUAUAACUUGAUCGGUAAAUGGGUGAUUGGGUCGUUUGUGCAGGCAUCAGUCAAAGAGAGCAGGAUGCCAGGGAGUGGCAAUUUGGUGAUUUUCAACAAACGGAACCUUAAUUCUGGUGCCAAUAAGGUUGAGAGUUUGUGCAGGAACGUGUGA